AUGAUAUCAUCAUCACAGUCGAAGACUAAUGAUAACAACACACAAUCUCUCCCAUAUAUUCAGAUCGAAAAUAAGAUAUUGAAAGAUAAUUAUGCUCCCCAAGAGGGUACAGACGAAUGGUGUAUCUACAAAGCCGGAAAGCUGUGGCAAAAAGGAUUAGACAUUUAUUCCAAACAUACGGCUGAAUCGAAAGACGUUGCAUUGGCCUAUAUGUUUAAUGCAAUUGUCAUUAAUGACGAUGCGACAUACAUUCGAGCGUCGUCGCAAUUAGUCCCAUCAUUGUUCAAAAACAAACCAUUCGUGCCAACUUUGACUACUAUAGCCAAAGAAAUUUGCCUACCCGGUGCGGAAUACGGAAUGAUUUCAACUCUCGAAUUCUCUCAGAAAAUAAGUUCUCUCAGAUCCAAUCUCGAAGAAAAAGACGAUGAAAUUCUCUCCGCUACCCUCAAUAUGUACGAAAAAUUCGCCAUGUCGUCAACACUAUUUUUACACUUUAUGCCCAUCUCGGAUGCACAGUCUCAUAUCGACUUGUUAACUCGAGUCAUUAUCCACGCAGCCUCGCUGCGGAAACUACUUUCUCUUCGAUUACCCAGCUUCAUCGAAGGCUUGGCCAUUCAGUCCCUCAACAACAUUCCAGUAGCAUCGCUUAUGGACGAAAAGCCACUUCCGAGUCUUACGGCAACGACGGCUUUGUCAGGGGCUGCCCGUGAUCGUAUACUAAAGAAGAUUAAUGCUUCACACAAGUGGGCAUUCUUAUUGAGUUUAGAAUUUAUUUCUUUUUUGUACUAUAAAGUUGUGAUCGCGUUCGAACAGCUGUCGGAUUUGGAAUGGAAUAAGAAAAGAGAGGGACUAAAGAAAUCGACACAAUUUAUAAUCGAUAUUUUGGAUGUUGCUAAGAACUACCCCGCAAUCGAGGUAGAAGAUUCUACAUCUUCACAGGCAGCGUUAGCGCUUUUAUUCCCUUUUCCAUUCUCGCAGAUUUAUCGUCCCCGAUAUUUGUCGCUACGUGGAAAGGCUAUAUUUAACAUGGGUAGAUUCCAGGAGGCUAAGAAUAUAUUUAAUGAAAUUGCCAGUCAAUAUAGUAACACAUCUAAGGUUAUUGCUACAGAAUCCUUGUAUCAAAUAGCUGUUUGUAUAGCGAUGGGAUCGGAUAGCGUUAAGGAUGUUACUAAAUUCGACGUUGAAGUGUUUAAAAAAGCAGAGCGAAGGGCCGAAGAGGAGGAGAAAAAAAUGAAAAGCGAAGGUAUAUUUGUAGAGUUUGAAAACGAAGCUAAAAAAGUGGCCACAUCACUCGUUAAAGAGCUUCCUGCAUCGGGCACUCACUUUAAAGGCACACUUGAAGUACAUCCAUCGGGACAUAAAGUCUUUCUUCGAUUCAGCGCCGAAGGUGUAAUAUCGCCAAAAUCGAAUGCGUGUCAGAGUUGUGGUAAAACUGAUUCGUUAAUGCAAUGCGUUUGCAAACGAGUAAAGUAUUGCGGGAAAAUCUGUCAGAAAAAUGAUUGGAAGAAUCACAAGGGUGUUUGUACGUUUAAAAAAGAUGAUGGAGAGUAG
Messenger RNA from Paraglomus brasilianum, 1551 nucleotides. The record is from the annotation of a GenBank genome assembly. NCBI's taxonomy places the organism in Eukaryota, Fungi, Glomeromycota, Glomeromycetes, Paraglomerales, Paraglomeraceae.